This is a messenger RNA of Ylistrum balloti, 4525 nucleotides long. Its product is annotated as treslin-like. Gene Ontology annotation, biological process: mitotic DNA replication checkpoint signaling; regulation of DNA-templated DNA replication initiation; response to ionizing radiation. Gene Ontology annotation, cellular component: nucleus. The coding region runs from base 40 to 4401 and encodes 1453 amino acids. The record is from RefSeq and is a predicted model, not a curated record. Gene Ontology annotation, molecular function: chromatin binding. The transcript is spliced from 17 exons. Lineage: Eukaryota; Metazoa; Mollusca; Bivalvia; Pectinida; Pectinidae.
CAAAAUGGAAAAGCCUUUUGCGAGUUGGAGGUUGUCCCCAUGUACAAGAAUAAAAGGACUGACAUUCAACAAAAUGCAGGUGUCCAGGCCUCUGUUGAUGGGAACACAAGGGAGGUGGAUUUUGGAGGUUACAACAUUCUGUCUCUGGAAGAAGAUGUUGUCAGGAAACCCUUGCUCGCAAAGGGUGGGAUAAAAUCCCUGCGUGUGUGUGCCGUUUUCCUGACCCAAACAUGGUUGCAACAGAAGUGGAUGGGACAAGAAGAGUGUGUGUGUACAGCAACAGGACGUAACAGGACUCGCUCUGUCAUGUUUGAAGGAUUACUUACAAAACUUCAUAAAGAAAAAAGUUGUCUGAUUUUGGAGGUCAAAGGUCAUGCAUCCUUAGUAAUUCUGAAGCCCCUGACAACGGUGUCUGCAUCAUUAUCACUCCUAAGUGUGGGACAUACACUAGCUCUGGAAAAGUCCCUGUAUCAGGACAGGAGAGGUAUCUUGGACAUAGAACUUGAAUCUCUUCAGAAAAAGAAGGGACCAUCUUGGUCAGAGCUUGUUACCAGACUGACAGAAAAACAGCAAGUAACAAAGUCAAGAAGAGAGGCAAACCAAGUUGAAGCAUGCUUUGACCCAACAGUGAUAGGGAAAGCCUAUCUUCCUGGAUGUCAUCAGUCAUUUGGUCGUUUGCUUGACAAACUCAACCAGAGGAUAUCUCAGAUGGAUUUCCUAAGUCAAGAUGAGAAGAAAACACUUGGAGAGCUUCAGAGACUGUAUAGAUAUGAAAAUCAGCCUCCACAUACACGAAGCCAUUGUCAACGAGGUUUACCAAGUCAGGAGUUAACCAAAGACAAACCGAGCAUAGCCCAGGAAGAGGGAAAGAAAGGUCAAGGGUCAUUGGCCUCCCGAGGAGAGAUGAUGGUGACACGAAGCCGACAAGCUGUCAAUCAGAAGGGAAAGGAUGAAAAGGACAGUACUUCAGGAGACAGUCGAUCCAAAGAUAAACCCACGUCUGACCAGUUACUUAGUAAAGCAGAUUUUGCUGAUGAGGAAGAGCUAAUGACAUACCUACAGGAUGUAUAUACUAGUGCCUUGAAUAGCAGCAGCCCCAGCCUCUCCGUCUGUAGUCAGACCAUCAUCACAGUGGCCUUACACUACCUCAAGGAGAGACAGACCUCCAACCCACAGGACCGAUGUAUAAAGAUGUUAGAUCAGACUAUAAUUCUGCCAUUAACUGGUCUUCGAGAGAAAUACAUAAGCAGCAGCACAGAUGUGGAAAAGCAACUGAAAAUCAGGGAGUACCAAUUGCAGAUAUUGCUGCGACUGGAAUGCGAAUCAAUGCUUGCAGCUGUGGACGUGUCCGAGGUAUCCGAAACAGAUGAUCGAGUUGAACAGGUUGUGACCCUAUUGAGGACUCUAGGAUUUGUAACAGAUCCAACAGCUUUAUCAGAGUUCAUGUCUGGUACCAUGGUGGAUCUUUAUGUACAUACCCUACCACACAUACUGGGGAGGAUUUAUGAUGAGCUGAUGCAGCCACUCCCAAGUGUAUUAGAGGCCAUCUUGUCACCCAAUCACAGUGCAGAUCAGUCUGUGUUCAGUCACUCAUUGCUGAAAUCUGACAACCCUGGAUCCAAUCAGUCAUCCCUCAAUGACUCAAAUUUAUCACAGCCUCCAUCCAACCAAUCAGAUGUCCUUUUGAAUAGGCCAAAACGUAAUGCCAGGCGUCAUACUUUGGUCCACCAUCCAAGUUUAGCAGAGGUUGGACCCAAGCGACAGAUCAUGGUCAGGAAAGUGGAAAAGAAAAAGGAUAAAAGCCAUAAAAAAUCUCAGCAUUCAAAGAAGAAAACCAAAGAUCAAGGCAGUGGUGAAAAGGUUUGUCGUAAUCUUUUCGAAAAUAAGAAAACUAAAUUGGAGCGUCGACAGUCAGUUGCUGUUAUGGAAAAUAUAAGGUCGCGACAUCAUCACAAUAAACGCCUCCCUAACCUCAAAAGUCCUAAGGCUCUGAAAUCACCUUUCAAAUCACCAACAUUUCACAACAAGAAGGUUAGUGAAACACCUGCUCACAAGCAGAAAUGCCAGGCAGUGUUUUCUCGAAUUGAGAAGGAGAGACAUCGUUCAAGGAGUGUUACUAGCAUACAAGUAGUGGAGGAAUCACCCAUCAAGGCUUGUCCUGAACAAAGAGACAGUCCAUCGCAACGAAAGAGGGCUAUGGCGAUGCUUCGUCGUUCCUUUUACUCUGCCGGUCCCACAAAGAGAUCUCGUAACUUGGUGAAAUAUUUCCAGCUAAAUGACCGCAUGGCAGGAAGACCUCCUGUUAAUAGACUGAACUUGGGUGCUUCACUUCACGAUUUAUCAGCAGAGUUUAAAUCACCUGAUAAAAAUUCUUCACUUAUCUUUUCACAACUCAUGGGAAGUCCAACACCUCCUAAAUCAACUCCCAACAAAACAGUGAUAACUCCAGCCAAGUAUCUAUUGGAGUCACCAAGCAUGUAUCAAGGAUCAAAGUCACCUGCACGCUUCGAUGGAACCCCAAGAAAACACAUUGUUAAUAAAAGAUUGUUGGAAUCACCCUCAAUGAAUACCCGUUCAAAGUCACCAGGAUUUAGUCUGGGCCAUCCAAAGGUUUUGUUUGGCGAUGGCAGUUCAUUUGAUCCAGUUAUUCGAGAUCACACUUUUGGUACUUUAACAAAGACUCCUGUAAAAGAAAUAAGUUUGGUUGCAGAGUCUCCAAGCCAGAAUACACGAUCUAAGAGUACAGCCACACCAAGAUCUUCACGUGCAAAAAUGUUUUUAUUUAAGAGUCCAGAAAAUAAAGGAUCAUCCAUAAGGUCCAUCUCCACUAACAUAUCUUCAUCAAAAUGUUUGAAUUUAUCCAAGUUUGAAAGUGGAGAGCUACUCAACAAUAAAGAUGAAGAAAAUUUAGUUAGUUGUUCAACUAGUGGUGUUCUAAAUUUAUCGCAGCUUAAGGUUAAUGGGGCAAUUAGUGAAAUCUGUAUAAAAGAUCCAGAAGCUCAGUCAAGUCCAAGACAAGAAGGCAGCAGUUGCCACACGAAGUCUCCAGUGGAGAAGACACCAUCACCUAGAAAGACGGCAGGAGUGGCAAGAACUCCCGGGUCUUUAGACAAGAGGCCUAGAAGACAGAAACUCCAGAAUCUUUUCCAGUCUCCAAAGUCAAGCAAAGUCAUGCAGUCACCACCAACAAGUUCAGAAUGGCAGAAUUUGCGUCAAUCACCUAGGUUAUCUCGUCAAACAAUUAAUCUGUCCCAGUCACCAACAUCUGCCCAGCAUCAGGGACAGUCUCCAAGAUCUCGUCUCGGUCAGAGGCGUUCUCUUUGUGAUAGACUGUUGGCCUCACCUAGGUCUCUUCCAUGCAAUAAAAAAUUGUGCAGUGUUCGUCCAUCCCCUUGUAAGAUAUUGUCACAGAAUGUGGAUGAAGACGCCUCUGUAAGUGGAGAUAUAGACAGCGGUGUAGUGUCAGUGGCAAUGAAGUCACAGGAGUUUGAGACUAUGGAUACUGAUAAUGAGUCAAUAUUUUCAGAAUUGUCACAGGGAUUCAAUAAUAAAACUUCGGCUCUUUCUGAAAUUUCUUCUCCACUUACAAGAAAACGAAGUUUAAGAUUUUCUCCAGACAGUAACCAAGUUUUCUCACCUAGCAAGAGGAGGCGAGUGCAACUACAUACUCUGGAUACAAAUAAAAAAUUGUCAACUUUGUCUUGUCUGCAAUCUCGUAUUUUAAGUGGACGUGUAGAUUCCUUUGGCUCCAGUUCCAGUCAAACCAGUCAGGGUUUCAUAACAGAAACCUGCCAGUCCCAGCAAAGUAUUCCAUCUUUUUCUCAGUCUAGUAUUGACUCCAAUGAUUAUUUUUCACUUUCCAAUGAUGAAGUGUUUCUUAGUCGUAAACCAAAAGUGAUUGAGGAAACGCCACGUUCAGAUUCUCCAGUGUUUGGUUCUGCUAAGAAGGGAAAAUGUUCUCUUGUGUACAAUACUAAAUCUGUUAUACCAGUUGUAGAUGAUCUCUCUUCAGAAAACCUUGUAUUGCGGAAUGGUACCAUGAUAAACUCUGUGAGUCCAAAUACAAUCAGAAAUAGACAUGUGUGUUCCACAAGUCCCCAUGUGACAGGAAGUAGCACUUCCGGGAGUCCUUGUUUCACCAGAAGUGAUCUCAGUAAGAGUCCAUAUGUGCUGAGGAAAAGUCAAACACCGUCUGGUAGUGCCUUGACAAAACUUUCACCAUCAAAUCGUAAAUACUCACCAAAUGUGUCAGCAAAAAGUCUGAUGCAUCUUAUUAACUCACCACUGGUGACUUCACCGAACAGUGAGGAGCGAAGCCCUCAUCUCAAUCAGGACAGUCUUAACGUGAAACGCAAGAGACCACAUGGCAAGUCAAAGCGAUCACUUGACCUUCAACAAUAGAUCUGGUUUUACAUGUGUUAUACAUCCUGUAAUAAGCAUUAGGAACAAAAACAUGACUUCUACAUUGAAGUAUGAAGAUUUGCUUAUCAUAGGGCAAUUAUAAGGCAUGUGCUGGAAUUUCUAC